Thlaspi arvense is the source of this 1813-nucleotide messenger RNA. The record is from the annotation of a GenBank genome assembly. Lineage: Eukaryota; Viridiplantae; Streptophyta; Magnoliopsida; Brassicales; Brassicaceae.
AUUAUUUAUGAGUUAAAAGAUACUUUAUUGAAAAUUGAAAAAAAGAGAAGGCCGUUCGUUCCUCAUUUGGAGCUGGCUACAGUGACCGUUUCUAUUGCUUAGAGAAAGACGACGAGAGAGAGAAAGGGGCUUUGGUUGUGUGGGAGAUUAACUUUAGGGACGGCUUUAUUCACUUAGCCUUCUCAGUGAGAGGGAAUCUUUCUCCGAUCUUCAGAUUCUCCUUGAGAGAUUACCUUUUCACUUUACCCCGCUCACCUGCUCUUGUUCGUGUCCUCCGCUUAAUCCGCCGAGUGCCGUGGCGGCGGUUUCGGCGGCUCUGCGCCUCCGGUGAUUUCUUUUUUUAUGGGAAUGAAGACUAAGGAACACACAAUGGUAGCUUCUUAAGAGAAACAAAUUGCGGUAAUGUCAGAGUCUCGCCAAAGGCCUCCAUUCAAGGGCCCGAGAUGGAUCAUCACUUUGGUUGUUCUGGUUACAGUCGUUGUCAUCACGGCAUUCGUAUAUCCUCCGCGGAAUUCUGUGGCGUGCUAUAUGUUCUCUGGUCCUGGAUGCCCUUUGUACCAACAGUUUUUGUUCGUACCUACGAGGGAACUCACUGACACCGAAGCUGCAGCUCAGGUUGUGACGAACGAAAUCAUGAACCUCCCUGAAUCUAAGCGACCCAAUCCCAAGAUUGCCUUCAUGUUCUUAACUCCAGGGACGCUUCCUUUUGAGCCUCUGUGGGAAAUGUUCCUCCGUGGUCAUGAGAACAAGUUUUCGAUUUAUGUGCACGCGUCAAAGAAGAGUCCUCUACAUACAAGCAGCUAUUUUGUUGGUCGAGAUAUUCACAGUCGCAAGGUUGCUUGGGGUCAGAUCUCGAUGGUUGAUGCAGAAAGGAGGCUAUUAGCUCAUGCUCUCAUUGAUCCUGAUAAUCAACACUUUGUGUUGCUUUCAGAUAGUUGUGUACCGCUAUUCGACUUUAACUAUAUCUACAAUCACUUGAUCUUCGCGAACCUUAGCUUCAUUGAUUGUUUCGAAGAUCCUGGACCACAUGGAAGUGGCCGGUAUUCACAACAUAUGCUGCCUGAGGUUGAAAAGAAGGAUUUUCGGAAGGGCUCACAGUGGUUUUCAAUGAAGAGGAGACAUGCUAUUGUCGUUAUGGCGGACAGCCUUUACUACACGAAAUUCAAGCUUUUUUGUAGGCCGAAUAUGGAAGGACGCAACUGCUAUGCAGACGAGCAUUAUUUCCCAACUCUUUUCAAUGUCAGUAUGAUUGAUCCAAAUGGAAUAGCAAACUGGUCGGUGACACACGUUGACUGGUCAGAGGGAAAAUGGCAUCCGAGAUUAUACAAUGCAAGAGACAUCACUCCUUACCUCCUUAGGAAAAUUAAGUCCAUCCAACUUGCUUACCAUGUCACAAGCGAUUUAAAGAAAGUGACGACAGUAAAGCCGUGUCUAUGGAAAGGAGAGCAACGUCCAUGUUAUCUAUUUGCUCGGAAGUUCAAUCCUGAAACUCUGGACCGGUUGAUGUAUCUCUUCCCUAACUACACCUCAGCUGGUUUGAAACCCCGUUGAGUGAUCUUGCCAUUUAUUUGGACUGUGAUUCAAAGUCACAGACAAGAACAAGAACAGCUUUGGUGUUUUUUAAUUUUGUUUAUGGUUAACAAACAAACAUUAGCGUGGAGAAAGUUGCUACCAUAUUACUACUUAUUAACAACUUUGUACUCCGAUUCAUCAGUAAGGCUUCUUUGGAUGCUUAUAUCCAUUAAAAAGUAAACAACUGCAAAAAAGUAUUGAAUGAUAUUUUAAGAUUAAUAAUUUUAUUUUUAAAUUUAAA